Molecule: messenger RNA, 557 nt
Organism: Lolium perenne
Lineage: Eukaryota; Viridiplantae; Streptophyta; Magnoliopsida; Poales; Poaceae
Biological process (GO): translation
Cellular component (GO): ribosome
Molecular function (GO): structural constituent of ribosome
Source: RefSeq, a predicted model, not a curated record
AUCAUCCACACAAGGGAACCCUAACCAAGACCCGUGGUAUCGUCUCGAAGCUCGGAGGAAGAGGAAGAUGAAGGUCCGUGCGUCGGUGAAGCGGCUGUGCAGCUUCUGCAAGGUGGUGAAGCGCCGUGGUAUCGUCUUCAUCCACUGCAAAUCCAACCUCAAGCACAAGCAGCGCCAGGGCUUCUCCACCAUCGCCGCAUGCCUGCCCCCGCCGCCGCCGCCGCCGCCCACCGGCACCUCCGCCUCCGCUGUCGCGUUUGCCGAGGCCUCCAAGGUGGCCAGGCAGGAGUCAUCAAUGAAGUUUAACUUGCCACUGGGUCUAGCUGCCUUGCUAAAGAAUGGUGAUAAGUAAUCAGCUGAUGCAUAUUAGCUUGUGGGGUAUUAAGUGGAAUUUCCAGUUGAGGAACUCUUGUAUAACUAAAAUAUCAAUUGGAUAUCAUCGUGUAUCUGAUAUCGUUAGUUAAACUGUUCGGCAGUUUGGGUGGAAUAAUACUUGGCAUACACUAUUACUUUGUUGCCUUGAAAUCUUUUAUUCAAGGAGAUCUGCUUCGGCUUAA